Molecule: messenger RNA, 156 nt
Organism: Funneliformis geosporum
Lineage: Eukaryota; Fungi; Glomeromycota; Glomeromycetes; Glomerales; Glomeraceae
Source: the annotation of a GenBank genome assembly
AUGUUACAGGUAAUCGGUGGCCCAGACGUAUGGGGGGCACUUGAAGAACCUUCACCACAGCCAACAAGAUUGAUUAAGAUUUUUGAAAAAGACAAAAAAAAAAGGAUCAACUAUUUAUUGUUUGUUUUUCAAAAAAUAACGCCUACACUAUCAAAG